Juglans regia (Persian walnut) is the source of this 3800-nucleotide messenger RNA. Its product is annotated as probable LRR receptor-like serine/threonine-protein kinase At1g74360. Gene Ontology annotation, molecular function: protein kinase activity; protein binding; ATP binding. NCBI's taxonomy places the organism in Eukaryota, Viridiplantae, Streptophyta, Magnoliopsida, Fagales, Juglandaceae. Bases 329 to 3628 code for a protein of 1099 amino acids. Gene Ontology annotation, biological process: protein phosphorylation. The transcript is spliced from 2 exons. The record is from RefSeq and is a predicted model, not a curated record.
UACAGUCAAAAUGGGCGGCUCACCCAUCUCUUGCUUGUAGUUUCCGUUUUUCAUUUCCUUCUGCAGAAGAAAUCAAUGUUACAGUUUCUAACUAAACAACAUCUGCUACAAGUUUGGUUCUGUCCAUAUACAGGCGCUGCCCUUGAACGACAUUCCGAUAUGUUCCAGAUUCGCAUGUUACGAAUCAAUGAAUCCAAUUCUCUACUUGAAUUCUUGGGACUCUAACAGCUGAUCAUUAACUAUAAAUUUCACAAAAGAAGAAGAAGAAGACGAGGAAGAAGAAGAAGAGAAGGAAGAGGAGGGGGAGAGAAGAGAUAUUAGAACUAACAUGUCAGACGAGGAAACCAAUUUACGGUCCUUUGCAUUAGCAAUUUUCUUAAUCUUGAUCCCAGGUGUGCUGGUUGCUGGAGAUUCUCUGGAAACAGACAAAGAUGUCUUACUGAAUUUGAAAUCAUUUCUCCAAGAAAAAAAUCUCGUUAACCGAGGGAAAUACUCGGAGUGGAGCAAACAGAGCUCAAAUAACCCGUGCGAUUGGCCGGGAAUAAUAUGUAGUCCCAUUAACGGCACAACUGCAAGAGUUACUGGCAUCAACCUGUCCGACAACCACAUCUCGGGCGAGAUAUUCAGAAACUUCUCAUUGCUAACUGAACUCUCCUACCUUGAUCUUUCAAGAAACACUCUCGGUGGAAUGAUCACUGAGGACUUGAGCCGCUGCCAGAAGUUAGUGCAUCUCAAUCUCUCCCAUAAUAUCUUUGAAGGAGAGCUGAACUUGACCGGAUUGAGCAAACUGGAGAAGCUUGAUUUGUCUGUCAACAGAUUUUCUGGGGAGGUACGGUUGGUCAUCCCAGUAAUUUGCGACAAUUUGAUUGUGAUGAACAUAUCGUCGAAUAAUUUCACUGGUAGCAUGAAUGGUAGCUUUGAUGCAUGCUCGAUGCUGAAGCACUUGGAUUUGAGCUCAAACAGGAUAAGUGGGGAGUUAUGGGUUGGCUUUGCAAGGUUGCUAGAGUUUUCUGUGGCCGAAAAUUCUUUCACAGUGUCACUUUCGUCGUCCAUGUUCACUGAUGUCUGCAGCUUGCACGUUUUAGACCUGUCUGAGAAUGGUUUUGUUGGUGAUGUUCCAAGGGAAAUAUCAAAGUGUCGAAAUAUUGUUAUCUUGAAUCUGUCGGUGAAUAAUUUUACAGGAAAAAUACCGGCUGAGAUAGGAUCGAUUCCGAGUCUUGAAGCUUUGUACUUGGGGAGUAACAAGUUUUCCAAUAGCAUCCCUGAUUCGCUAUUGAACUUGAAUAACUUGACCUUCUUAGAUUUGAGCAAAAACAAUUUUGGGGGAGUUAUACAAGAGAUUUUUGGCAAAUUCAAACAGAUUACAUCUCUUGUGUUGCACGGGAAUGCAUAUACUGAUGGAAUAUAUUCGUCUGGAAUCUUAAAGCUACCUCGUAUUUCAAGAUUAGACCUUAGCUGCAACAAGUUUUCAAGUUCUCUACCAGUUGAAAUCUCAGAAAUGCCAAGUUUGAACUUCUUGAUCCUUGCUUACAAUCAGUUUUCGGGGACUAUACCGCCACAAUUUGGAAACUUGAGCCGCCUGCAAGCCCUGGACCUCUCUUUUAACAGGCUAACUGGAACAAUACCUCCCACCCUAGGAAAAUUGAGUACACUCUUGUGGUUGAUGCUGGCAAACAAUUCACUGACGGGUGGAAUUCCACCGGAGCUGGGAAAUUGCUCGAGUUUGUUGUGGUUAAACCUUGCCAACAACCAGCUUUCUGGAAAAAUCCCGCCAGAAUUGGCGAAUAUUGGUCGAAAUGCCAUGCCUACUUUUGAAUCUAAUAAACGGGAAAUUAAUCGGAUUAAUGCUAACUCAGGGGAGUGUUUGACAAUGAAAAGGUGGAUUCCUGCAGACUACCCUCCUUUCAGUUUUGUGUAUUCCAUCCUUACAAGAAAGAGUUGCAGAAGCAUAUGGGAAAAGUUACUUCAAGGAAGUGGCCUUUUCCCAUUAUGUGUAGCCGGAUCAUCAGUCCGGAGCUUUCAAAUCUCUGGUUAUGUUCAACUAAGUGGGAAUAUGCUUUCAGGUGAAGUCCCUCCAGAUAUUGGCAAGAUGCAGAAUUUCAGUUUGUUGCAUCUGGGUAACAAUGAAUUCAGUGGGAAACUCCCUUUCCAGAUUGGACAAAUGCCUCUUGUAGUACUAAAUGUCACCAGGAACAAGUUUUCGGGUGAAAUCCCCGUGGAAAUUGGUGGCAUUACAUGCCUACAAGAUCUGGAUUUGUCUUUCAAUAAUUUCUCUGGUACGUUCCCUGUGAGCUUGAGCAACUUAACUGACCUCAGCAAGUUCAAUAUCUCAUACAACCCAUUUAUCUCCGGUGCAAUCCCAACCACGGGGCAAUUAACAACUUUUGAGGAUUCCUAUUUCGGUAACCCUUUCUUAGACCUUCCGAACUUCAUUCAAAACUCUGAAGGUAAGUCGCCUAAGAGUAAGGAUGGGAAGCCUAAAAGGCCUACAAAGCUUGCUGCAAUCUUAGUGUUCAUAGCUCUGACAUUAGCAGUCUUAAUAUUUGGGGUAUUGUCACUCAUAGUUUGGUCAUUGAUAAAAAGCCCAUCAGAGUCACCCGGAUAUCUUCUAGAGGAAACAAAAUACCGGCAUGAUUUUGCAUCAAGUUCUAGCGGUUCAUCGCCAUGGUUGUCAGACACAAUCAAGGUUAUUCGGCUAGACAAAACAGCUUUCACACAUGCAGACAUUCUGAAAGCUACUAGUAACUUCUCGGAGGAAAGGAUUAUUGGAAAGGGAGGAUUUGGCACAGUGUAUCGAGGAUCAUUGCCUGAUGGGAGAGAAGUGGCAGUAAAAAAGCUUCAAAGAGAAGGAAUAGAAGGUGAAAGGGAAUUCAGAGCAGAAAUGGAGGUUCUGAGUGGAAAUGGCUUCGGCUGGCCUCAUCCAAACCUUGUGACCCUUUAUGGGUGGUGCUUGAAUGGCUCAGAAAAAAUCCUGGUUUACGAGUACAUGGAGGGGGGAAGCUUGGAAGAUCUUGUCUCAGACCGAACCAGGCUAACAUGGAGGCGACGACUUCAGGUGGCCAUUGAUGUAGCUAGUGCAUUAGUAUUCUUACACCACGACUGCUUUCCUGCCAUUGUGCACCGGGAUGUCAAGGCCAGCAAUGUCCUGCUCGACAAGGAUGGAAAGGCAAGAGUUACAGACUUUGGUCUUGCUAGAGUUGUUGAUGCUGGGGACAGCCAUGUAAGCACGGUGGUGGCGGGGACUAUUGGUUACAUUGCACCAGAAUACGGGCAAAUAUGGCAUGCCACUACCAAAGGCGAUGUGUACAGCUUUGGGGUAUUGGCAAUGGAGCUGGCAACUGGGAGGCGAGCAUUGGAUGGAGGGGAAGAGAGUUUGGUGGAAUGGGCGAGGAGGGUAAUGGGGGUUGGGCAGCAUGGAUUGAGUAGAUUAGUCAUUCCAGUUGUGCUUAUGGGGUCUGGGCUGGCUGAGGGGGCAGAGGAGAUGUGCGAGCUACUUCAGAUUGGUGUGAAAUGUACGGCAGAAUCACCACAAGCUAGACCAAACAUGAAGGAGGUGAUAGCCAUGUUGAUUAACAUAUCUAGCAACAGAGGGUUGUUCAAUUAUGGCUCCUAUCCUUCCUCGUUGUGAUUAAAUCUAGGUUUUCAGAAACUUUCUAUGAGUACUGGAUGCUGCGAAGUUUAUAUACAUGUCAUACACAUAUAUUUUUAUGCUCCUGCAUUUCCUUUUUGUACGCAGAAUUGGUCAUUCAUUUUGUUAAUUCAUGCCUUUUUUACCUGAUGCGUUCGAGUAGUGUGGACUC